AUCUCUCCAUCCACUUCGAUCUCCUCAUCUAAAAUCCUGUGAGGUACAUAGGGAGGAUUACCAAGAGCAGAUAGGUCGUACCGCGUCAAUGGAUGGUGCCACCGUACCCUUGCGCCGAAGGGUCGAGAAGCGCAUCAGCAAUGCUUGCCACCGCUGCAGGGCGUCCAAAGUUCGCUGCGAUGAUAAGCAGCGCGUCUGCGGACGCUGCAAGGCUAGGGACCUUGAGUGCAUCCGCGAUCUGGACUGGGAACCUAAUAAAGAACCAGCACAAGGGUUGACGUUCGAGAAGCGACUUAGUCGAGUUGAGACUCUGCUGCAUACUUCUACAAAGCCUCCGAUCAACCCAUCAGCCCCUACUGCAGCUUAUGCUACCAGCUCAUGUUCUUCGGCAGACAACAACUGUGUCGACCGGACCUUGUCGGAUAGUCUUAGUGUUCCUGACCAAUCCCCGCCACUUAUUCAAGCAGGUUCUAUACCCAGAAGUGCACCACUACAGACGGACCCGUUUAGUUCCCAGACUGAAGGCGCGUUACAACGACGACGGCGAACAAUGGACGAUAUUCCAGUGCUCAGACUCUCCGAGGACCGAGUAGCGCGGCUAAAAGAAGCCAUUUCCGAUGACCCUUCUUGGCAGCGUAUCUUCAUUCCCAUGUUCUCCAAGCCUGAAGUUCUUCUACUUGUAGAAGCUUACCUCGACGAGGUCAACCCCAUCGUAUCUCUAUUCGACCGCCAGUCAUUGCUCUCGCGGUGCGAGAACGAAUUCCCUGUGGACAGCGAUAUCUGGGAUCCCGCUUGGUGGGCCUGUCUGAAUGCUGUUGUCGGCAUUGCUAUCCAGAUGAAGACACUCAGCAGUGCCUUCGAAGUGGUCGGUCGCAUAUCAUGGAGCUUCUUCAAAAACGCAUUUGCUGUGUUUCCUCUAUUGAUGCAGACCACUCCCACGCUCAUGUCAGCUAAGGCCUUGAUGUCUAUGGCUAUGUUUUUGAGUGGCACAACUGAUAACAAGACGAUGAUACUCCUUCUAUCCUCGGCAGCUAAGCAGUCCAAGAUGCUGAGUGGUCCGGAUUCAUUCCAGGAGCCAGCACUGGUCGAGGACAAACAGCGGACCCUCUCAGUGGCGUAUUUACUCGAAGAGACAUGCAUUUCGAAUUGUGGUUUUCGUCUCGUCCCUUCAAACAGUAUCUCCGAAAUACACCUACAACAGACAACAGAACAACAAAGCACUGCAGGGGCAGACUAUGGGAUCUUUUUCGGGCAUAGAGUUGAACUGGCUGUCAUCGAAUCCAAGGCGCGGAAGCACCUGCAACAAACAAAGUCGCCCGAUGAGGUUCUCAAGAGCCGGAUUCUCACGCUUGGACAGCAACUGGAAGCUUGGAGGCAGAGACUGCCACCGAGCAUUCGACCACAGUAUAACCCCCCACCCGGGUCGGAACCUUCUGGCCUGGCGGCCGUCAUGUUGCAUUGUGCCUUCUACCGAUCGCUAGAUAUGGUUAACCGAGCGUAUCAUCUUUGCAAGCUCCAUCAACCCUCAGCGUCAUCUCAGAGUCUAGCGUCGCAGCUGGAGAGCCAUGGGCCACUCGACGUUUCGCGAGCAACAAUUCGACUAUACCGCCAUGUGGGAGACAUAGGCUAUACUGACCUAUGGCGCCUGUUGCCAUUUCUGUUGUGCUCUGCUAUCACAAUUUACGUUCACAUCAUCCAGCAUCCACACAAAGGGAGUGCAACCAGCGAUCUGGCCCUCAUUAGAUCUUUGCUUCAUUUCAUACAAACAGUGAAAAAGGAGGGAUGUGACCUGGAUCGGCUAUUAGCAGUCGUUGUGGAACUGGAUCGCUCUGCCUCAGUCACUGUCACUCCACACUACACUUCUGGUGCAGCCUCCACGACCGACACGAGUAAUGAUGCCAAUAAAAUUCAUCAUUCUUGGCUGCUUGCAAAUCCCGACUACAUGCCACUUGUGCAAGGCCUAAUGGGAAACAUACCUACACUGAGAGCGCAGGCAUCAAACGUCCUUUCAAGUAUGCUGGGCGGAUUGGCCAAGGAUCCGGAUGGUUUCAUAUCUGUCAAACCAGUGUCACUACAUCCUAGCACGUAUGGGUUCAGUAAUUAGAUACUUGAGAAUUAGUUAACGUUUCAUAAAACCAUGAAUACAUUAUAGUAGAUAGCAAUUUCAUCACUAGUCCUAG
Molecule: messenger RNA, 2180 nt
Organism: Fusarium redolens
Lineage: Eukaryota; Fungi; Ascomycota; Sordariomycetes; Hypocreales; Nectriaceae
Exons: 5
Coding region: 89-2104 (671 amino acids)
Biological process (GO): regulation of DNA-templated transcription
Molecular function (GO): DNA-binding transcription factor activity, RNA polymerase II-specific; zinc ion binding
Source: RefSeq, a predicted model, not a curated record